AUGAUGGCGUUCAGUAGCGGGUUAUACCUUUUUGUGCUGCUGCCUUGUGCUUAUUACUGUGAUGUUAUUGUCGCCGAAAAUACCUCUUUAUUUAAUUACCCUGUUGGUGAUCCACGAAACUGCCCUUUAACGAGAGGAGUUUUCCGUUUCGAGGUUCUUCCGGGAGGCGGAUGGGACAACCUAAGAAAUGUGCACAUGGGAGCUGUUUCUGUGACGAAUAACUACUCGGAGUGUAAAACCUCUGACGAUGGCAAGUAUUUGAUCCCUGAUGAUGUUUUUCUUUAUCCUGUAAAGAAAAGCAAAGUUGAAACGUUCGCCGAACUUUACGAUCACUGGAACAAUUAUUCUUCGACCACCACAAAAUCUAUCAACGCCGAAGCUUCGGGAAAGUUUAGGUUUGGUUCCAUUGGCGGUUCGUUUUCAGCUGAGUUCGAAUCAGUUAAGAAGCAUCAAGUGGAAGACAAAGCUGUAACAACUCGAGUUCAAAUGCGUCACGUCUUGUACACCGCCAAACUUCAACCAGAUAGCGCUCUUCAGCCCGUGUUUAAAUCCCGUCUCCUUGAAAUCGCGUCCCAUCUACAGCACAACAACACCGCCUAUGCUAAUUUUUUGGCGCAGAUACUGGUUCGCGACUUCGGAACUCACUUUAUCACUAGUGUCAAUGCUGGUGCGGUUCUUUCCAAGGUAGACCACUUGACGAAAAAAUUUGUUGCUGAUUUUACAGAGGAUAAGAGUAAAAUCACCGCAGCCGCAAGCGCGUCCUUUUUUGGAGCCUUUGGCGCCAAGGUUAGCUACAGUCAGACGAGCGAUAAACAGGAUUUAGAUCAGUACACGAAGAACACUGUUUACUCAACUGUGUAUACAUUUGGUGGGCCACCUUUCAGGGUUAACUUUACUAUAAAUCAAUGGGAAGAUCAAUUGCUAGACGAGCUUGUAGCAGUUGACCGGUCAGGUGACCCGUUGAAUUACGCUGUAACCCCCGGAAGUCUUCCUGAGAUGUCGGAGGAGUUAACUUUUAAAUUGGCUGACGUCGUUGAAAACGCUAUAAAGCAAUACUAUAAGCACAACACUAUCAAGGGAUGUACGAAAAUGGACUCGCCUGACUUCAGUUUUCAAGCUAAUCUCGAUGAUGGAUCUUGUGAAAGUCCGACAAACAAUUACACUUUCGGUGGCGUAUAUCAAACGUGCUCAUUCGCUGGGUCUCCGGCAGGUAAUCCGUGUGGGCCCCUCCUUCAAAAGAACCCACUUACUGCUGAUUAUAAAUGCAGAGAUGAGUAUGAGCCUGUAUUGGUUCAUCAGGGACGCACUCCUCAAAGCUGCCACAGAGACUGUCACAGCUGCUGGCUUUUCUUUAGCUGCUGCAAUACAAACUGUGGGUACGCCAGCUAUUCGACUUACUGGUGUGUAGCGAAGGGCAAGGUACCUGCCAACACAGGAUAUCUUUUUGGGGGGCUGUACAGCAAGGUGUUGAAGAAUCCAGUCACACAAGAUCACAGCUGCCCACUGAAGUUUUAUGCCCUGCGUUUUGGAGCUACAAUGCAAGUAUGCGUAAGUGAUGACUAUGAACUUGGCUUUCAGAGUUCGGUUCCGUUUGGUGGUUUCUUCAGCUGCAGUGCCGGUAAUCCUCUGGGCGUCAAAAAGUCUUCAGACAGUGUAAAACAAGGUAAUUAACAAGUCAUGUUAAAUGAUUGAGUUCCUUUAAGAAACUUUAUCCUUUAGUAUGUUCCUCGUUAAACACUGCCGCCAGCAGGAUAUGAUUUAUAGCUGCCAGAAGAAAAAAUCUGGCGGGCAAGAACUCAAUUUGACGCACAAACAUGUCACUCAUUAGAGACUUGCUUAACUUUAAAAAGGAUGCGAUCGCGAGCAGCCCUCAAGAAGCCAGCUGCCAAUAAAAAAAAGCCAGUAGCUACCCCGUAUCCUUCCCAUAACGCCACGCGUGCUGUCUAAGAACCAGCUGUAACGAUGAUAAGGGUUCCAUUGAGCUCCAAACGUCUGAGCGUUUUUCAUUUUCAGUAUUUAAUGGAAUUUUACUCCCAGGUAAAUCUAUUUUCGCAAAUGGUGCUGGUAAUUCUUCAGUUUCAGUUCUCAAAUGCUUAGAACAAUCAAGGUAACUUUCACAACGUUCAGUAAAUUCACGGUGUAUUAUCACGAUCUUUGACACAAGAUGUAUACUGUUUAUACAUUAUUGACCAAGAUUGUUAUAUCAAGAUUAGGCUUUUGUACAUUAUGCUAGCAUUUUUUCGAGCAUUUUAGUGAGGCAAAAGCAUUGAGCAUUAUUCGAGCAUUUUAGUGGCAUUUUCCCCGGGAAAUUAAUUUUUCUGAGAAAAUAUGAUAGAAAUUAACUUUUUUCAGGAGCCCAUGCCCCGUGAGCUCCUGCUUUUUUAAACAAAAUGAAGACUAGAAUUCAAAAUUCACAAAAAACCUAAUACAGCUGGUUUUUUUGGCUGUAUUUAUGAACUACUUGCAACACUUGCACGUUUUUGUAAGUGUAAACUUUGAAAUUAAUUUUAAAAAACCGUUUGUAUAAUGAGCAUUAUCCGAGCAUUUUAGAGACUUUUUUAGGGAGACCGAGCAUUUUAGUGGGAAAAAUGGAGCAUUAAGGUGGAGCAUUUUAGUAAAGAAGCAAAAGCAUAAUGUACAAAAGCCUAGUCAAGAUUGCUGAAUAUUGGCCAAGCAUAAGUUCCUUUUUGCGUAUUUAUGAACCGAGACGAACGGGUUGAUAAAAACGCAAAGAGAAACGAUGCCAACUUGUUUUGUUGCGGGACCGACACGGGAAAUCCCGAGCAGGCAAGAUGGGCCCUUCUUGCCUGCUCGGGUAGCCAAUCAGAACAAAGGAUUCUCUUUAUCUUACCCGCUUGCGGAUUCAGCCAUAUAAUAAUACAAUAUCAAUCCCUUGACUUUGACCCCGGUACAUAAGAAAAGCCGCCGCCGCCGCCGCCGCCGCCGCCGCCGCCGAAAAGACAGCUGUGACUAACUGGUCAUUUUUUUUUUCAACAGGUGGUUCAAAUUUGGAGAUGUUUGUAAGCCAAUCCGGUCCAUCUGGUUGGCCGAAAUCCUGUCCAACCGGUUAUUCUCAACAUCUGGGUGCCAUCGAACAAGAUUGCGAGAUAAACUUUUGCGUGAAGUCUAAUGUAUUCAACAGCCAGGGGUUACCCAUCAUCAAGAGACCCCCCUAUUCUGAUGCGCCGAAAGUUCUCAAUUACUCUGUGCCUAUGCUGUUGGUUAACGAAGACAAUGGUCAAAUUUGGUUUAAACCCUCAGGAAAUAAACCACAAUGGUUGCUUGCGACGAAAAGGUAAUGCUGAUACUAAAUUAAGUUUGUUAAUACAGCUGUAGGUGGGGAGAGAUAUGCACUUCGGUCUUUUUAAGGUAAAAAAGUGCUGUUUUCGAGAGGAAACCCUUGAGACAAAAAAACUAAAAUCGCUUCUCCCUAUAUUUAUUUUAUUGGACAUCUCUAUUUGAAACCUUUUAUUUCCUUUUAUUUUUCCCCAGCGGUUUUCGAUUGUUCCCGUUCCAAAAACAACUCAUGGUUUAUGGCGAUGUGCGCGCGAUUAUAUGUUAUAUGCGCGCGUAAAUCACUCAAUAUCGAGUGAAUUUGUUCCGUUUGUUUGGUAAGCUGCGGAUGAGUUACAAUGGAGAUUUUUUCCUAUUCGGUUGCAUUGAUGAUUAGAAACGAAUACCGUCUCGAAAUUUAGUUUUGUUUCUCAUUGCGAACGGGUCUCAGGUUAUGAAAAUCUGGUAAAAGAAUUCUAUAUAUAUGCCGAGGUGUUUACAGCUUACUUUUCAUCUCAUUAAAGCUCUUUUCGUUUUACUUAGCACCGUUGAAGCAUAUAGAAAACAGGUAAACCUGGAAGGUCCCGCCGUUAUAGGAAUAGCCACAGGCGACAAAGCUCCAGCUACAUAUGACAAACAGAAGUCUUCCCAGAGUUCCAGUCAUGGCAUGAAUGCUGGGACAGCGGCUGGUAUUACAUUUGGCGUCACGGCAUUGGCUGGAUUAUUGAUUGCUGUCAUGAUGAUUGGCUGGCGCCGUCAUAAGAGCGUGAAUAGACAAAGCAGUGACUUGAGGGAGCCACUGAACUCUCUCGGGAAUUAUGGUGCUGUCCAUGAUAAAGGGAGUCCCAGAGUUUGAUUCAGUACAAAAUCAGGAUACAUAGUGCCUUUCUCCUUCCUCCCGAAAAUUCUUAUCAUUAAACAAAGAAAUACAAUACAAGCUUGAAAAUAAGCGCGCGUUGGUCGAUAGGAAGAGGGAAAGGGCUUUUGUAAUGUUGUCCUCGCAUUUUCUUUUACAUACUCGCUUUUAAGCACAUGGCGGGAGAAAACAAGCCUCUACAGAAGCCCACCUACCUAUGCACAACGGUCUUCCGAGGAGACAUUUAAUUUAACUCGCUGAUUUUGUUACACGAUAUGUUGUGCUUUGAUUCGAAACU
Messenger RNA from Porites evermanni, 4427 nucleotides. NCBI's taxonomy places the organism in Eukaryota, Metazoa, Cnidaria, Anthozoa, Scleractinia, Poritidae. The record is from the annotation of a GenBank genome assembly.